Molecule: messenger RNA, 7434 nt
Organism: Oenanthe melanoleuca
Lineage: Eukaryota; Metazoa; Chordata; Aves; Passeriformes; Muscicapidae
Gene: SON
Product: SON DNA and RNA binding protein
Biological process (GO): regulation of mRNA splicing, via spliceosome; regulation of cell cycle
Molecular function (GO): RNA binding
Source: RefSeq, a predicted model, not a curated record
AUGGGUGAUGCUUCAGCAGCUGUUCCAGAAUACUUGCAUGCCGAAAAGCAGCAAGAGCUUCAGGUAGUUCAAGAAGCAAAAUCUGUUGCAGAAGAGGCUCCAGAAAUCUUGGGUGCUUCUGAAAUAAAAUCUUCUGAAGCAGUUCCAGAGCCAGGGGAUAUGAAAGGCCUGGAAACCACACUGGAACAUGAAGUGACAGCUGAGGCACAAUACAUAGAAGGAGUACAGAGUCAACAGGUGGAGGAUAUGGUGAUUGAUAAGGAAGAUGCAGAGCAGACUCAAACAUCUGAGCCUUUAGUAGCAGAAACAGUUUUUAGUUCUUCACAUGCAGCGGAGGAAGAAGUUUCAGCAGGGACUCUUGUAGCAGAAACACAAGAUUUUGAAACAGCUCCUCAGACUGAGGUAGAGCUGAAAGAUGCAGAAGCAGCUGUAAGGUUGGAGGCAGAGACAAAAGAUUCGGAAGCAGCUCCAGUACCCGAGACUGAUGCAGAAGCAGGUCCAGAACUUAUAGAGGAAGGCCAAUUGGAAGACACUCCAGAGGCUGAGGAUGUCAAAGAAGCAACUCCAGAAGAGGACUCGGAGAAAAGAGACUCAGAAACAUCUGAUGUGCAGCCUGAUGUGGCAGCACGAAUGAAGGAGACUCUCAUGAGGCUUGAGAAUGUUGUUGAAAAAAGUAGUCACAGAACCAGUGAGAAAAAACAUGAUUCAAAGAAACAGAAAAGGAGCCGUUCCAAGUCUCAGUCCAGGUCUAGGAAGCGGAAGAAAAAAUCAAGAUCAGCAGAAAAGAGAUUGUCCAGACGGAGACGUUCCAGGUCGUCUGACCACUACAGGUCUAAAUCCAGGUCAGUGGAGAAGCGGCUGUCCUCCCGAAGGUCCAGGCGCAGACGUUCCAGGUCAUCCGACCGCUACAGAUCCAAAUCCAGGUCAGUGGAAAAGCGAUUGUCCUCCCGAAGAUCCGGGCGCAGACGUUCCAGGUCCUCCGACCGCUACAGAUCCAAGUCACGGUCAGCAGAGAAGCGAUUGUCCUCCCGAAGAUCCGGGCGCAGACGUUCCAGGUCUUCUGACCGCUACAGAUCCAAGUCUAGGUCAGCAGAGAAGCGACUUUCAUCCCGAAGAUCUGGGCGGAGACGUUCCAGGUCUUCUGAUCGCUACAGAUCCAAGUCCAGGUCAGUGGAGAAGCGGCUGUCCUCCCGAAGGUCCGGGCGGAGACGUUCCAGGUCAUCCGACCGCUACAGAUCUAAGUCACGGUCAGUGGAGAAGAGAUUGUCCUCCUGGCGAUCCCGCCGCAGACAUUCCAGGUCUUCUGAUCGGUCAAAAUCUAGAUCCAGGUCUUCAGAAAAGGGAGGAGGCAAAGAAUACUCCUGGAGGUUCAGACAUCGGUCUGGUUCCUCUGAUCGUUCAAAAUCCAGGUCAAGAUCUGUUGAGAAAAGAGGUCGGAAGGCGUCUGUACGGAGAUCCAAACGCCAGCGCUCAAAGUCCUCGGAUCGCUACAAGUCUCGGUCCAGGCCAGAUGCAGGAGCCUCUCUGGCUCCUGACAGUGGGCACUUCACAUCUCCUGAUGGACAUGGAUCAGGAUCCAGCUUUGCACCAAUACAGGAGCAUCCAUUGUCUGUGGGCGAGUCCUUUAAGUCACCACAUGGAAGUGAACAAAGUUUUUUAUCUGUUGAAAAAGUCAAGGCUCCUGAUGUUUCCCUGACAUCUGUGUGUGGUUCUGUUGAGGUGUCUGCUGACGUCAUUUCAGUGUCUUCUUACGAAGUUCAUGAUUCUAGAUCAUCUGUUGACAAAGCUUUAGAUGGUCCAACACUUCCACAAGUGCUUGAGGUUGACUGCUCCAGGUCUUCAGACAUGCACGAAUCAAGAUACCUAACUGGAAAAAUAGAUGGUGCAGGGUCUUUGGUGAUCUCUAAAAGUGGGAUUCCCAUAUGCCACGAUGGCCACAAAGCAAAGUACAAUUCCUUUGAACAAAGAGAGAGUGCAGAACUGUCAGUGGCAUCUGAGCUUCGGUGUUCCAUCCUUCCUGAGGGCUAUAAAUUGACAUCUGCUGCAGUUGAAAAAGUGGAGAUCCAGAAGCCUUCCCUCUCACUGGAAAGUGGCUUCUCCGUGUCUGCUGAUGGUUGUGAAUCAGUGGGCACAACUGAAAAACUACAGCCCCCAGUGAGUGCGGUGACAUCGGAAGGUGGGAUUCUGCUGCUGCCUGACAGUCACGAGCUGAGACCUGUCCCUGCAGAAAAAGCAGAGGUGCUGACAUCUGAACUGAAACACCUGGCGUCCCCCGAUGGCUACAAGCUGAGAUCUGCCUACAGUGAAGAAGUACAGGUACAUGAGCCCUUUGUGGUACUGGAAAACAGGUGUUCUGUUGCCUCUGAUGGUCAUGAGCUGGCACCCACCCCUUUUGAAAGAGCUGAGGAGCCUUCUCAAGUGUCUGAAAAUGAGUACACUGUAGAGCUUGAUGGCCCAGAGUUGACAUCAACCCCUGCUGAAAAAGCAGAGCUGCGGAAGCUUUAUCAGAUGCCUGAAGAGUCCAUCGACAGCCAGGACCUGCAGUCACCCUCUGCUGAAAAAACGGUGCAACAGCCUGCUCUGGUGUCUGAAAAUGAACAUGCUGUGUCCUGGGUGAGCCAGGAGUUGAGGUCCAGCUCUCCUGAGAAGGCAGAGAUGCAGGAGGAGGCUGUGGUUCCUGACAGUGCUGUGGCUUCUAAUGAUCACAGAUUGUCCUCUUUCCUGGCUGGAAAACCAGAAGUGCAGGAAUGUUCUCUGCUGCCUGAAAAUGAAUAUGCUGAGACUACUGAGGACCAGGAGGUGACAGCCAGCCCUGCUGAGAAGGAGGUGCAGGAGCCUUCUGUGACACCUGGCAGUGAAUAUUCCAUCUUCCAUCAAGGCCAAACACUGCAGUCUGGCCUAGCUGAAGGCACAGUAGUGCAGGAGCCAGUGCUGGUCCCAGACAGCCGAUACGCUGCAUCUCCUGGGGUGCAGCAGCUGCUCCGUGCUUACUCUGAGAAACCAGAGGUGCAGGAGUGUUCUUUGCUGCCUGAAAACGAGUACGAUGCAUCCCCUGAAAGGCAUCCUUUGGGAUCCAGUCCUGUUGAAAAAGAAUUGGAGGAACAUUCUGAAGCAUCUGAAAGUGAAAGUUCAAUAUCCACCGAUAGCCAGGAGUUGCAGCCUGCUGUUGCUGGAAAAACAGAGGUGCAGGAGUUGUCCUUGUCUGAAGGUGAAUGUCCCAUGACCCCAGAAGGUCAGGAGCUGCAGUCCAGCCCUGCUGAGAGAGUAACAGCCAAGGAACCUUCUCUGACAUCUGAACAGGCUCUGUCACCUGCAGAGUACGAGUCAAGAUUGGCACACGCUGAGAAAACAGAGGGUGUGGACUCUGCUUUGACAGCUGAACGUGACCACCUCUUUUUCGAGAGCCAGGAGGUGAGUUUCACCACUCUUCAGAAAGCGGAUGUGCAGGAUUCUCCAACACCUGAAAAUCAACAUGGAGCAUCCCCUGAUGAGCAGGAAUUGAGAUGCACCACUGUUGGAAAAGUAGACAGUCUCGAACUCACACUGAAUGAUAGAGCCUCCAUGUCCCCUGAUGACAGUGACUUGAAAUCCAUCCCUACUGAAAAAAUGGAUCAUGCAAUGCCUUCUUUAAUGCCUGAAGGGCGCUCUGUGUCUCCUGAUAACUGCAGCGUGAGAUCAGGCCCUGGUGAAGAAACGGGGGAUCUGGAGCCCUCUUUGAGAUCUGAGCGUAGAUACUCCACAUCCUCCUACCAGGAAGGGCACGAGCCAAAGUCUCCCAUGGAGGAGGAGGGUCUGGAGUCCUGUACUUCUGAACACAGACGAUCCGUGUCCCCUGAGGGCCAUGACCAGAAAUCUACUGCAGAUGAAGAAACGGAUGAUCUGGAGAGGCGUUCCACUUCCCCUGAUGAGCACGAGUCAAGAUCUAGCAUCGGUGAAGAAGCAGAGGAUCUGGAGCAGCCUUUAACAACAGAACAUCGGUCCUAGUCCUCUGAUGAGCACGAGUCAAGGUCAACCACUGGGGAAGAGGCAGAGGAUGCAGAGGCCUCCUUAGUAGCUGAAAGAAGAGACUCAAUAUCCUCUGAUGACCGUGAGUCGAGGUCUGCUGCUGGGGAAGAUGUAGAAGAUGGGGAGCCCUCCUUGACAGCUGAACGUAGACACUCCACAUCUUCUGAUGACCGUGAGUCGAGGUCUACAGCUGAUGAAGAAGCAGAGGACUUGGCAGCUGAGCGUCGCUCUGUGUCUCCUGAUGGACGUGAGUCAAGGUCCACCGUUGGUGAAGAGGCAGACGACCAGGAGCUCUCUCUGACAGCUGAGCGUAGACACUCCACGUCUUCAGAUGAACAGGAGUCAAGGUCUACUGCUGGUGAAGAUGCAGAGGAUGUGGAACCCUCCUCAGCAGCUGAACAAAGAGAUUCCACCUCAUCAGAUGAGCAAGAGUCAAGGUCUACUGCUGGUGAAGAGGCAGAGGAUGUGGAACCUCUGGCAGCUGAACACAGACGUUCUGCAUCCCCCGAUGGGGCUGAAUCGAGGUCUACCACUGCUGAAGAAGAAGGAGACGAGGCAGAGCCCUCCUUGACAGCUGAACAAAGAGAGUCCACAUCAUCUGAUGAGCAUGAGUCAGAGUCUUCCAGUGGUGAAGAGGAGGGAGAGGAUGCGGAGCCCUCUCUGGCAGAUGAGGAGAAGCAGGAUUCCGUGCCUCUGGAGCAGUCCGAGGAGCAGGACUCUUCCUUUGUCCCUGAAAGCAGACGUUCUGAGUCUUCGGAACGUGAAAAAUCCAGAUCCAAGUCCGUUGACAAAGCAUCUGACAAAGAGUCUCCGCAGAGAUCUGUCAGCAGACACUCGAAGUCUCCCGCCCGCCAGAAGAGCCGAUCCACAUCCGUAGAGAAAACAGCAGACAAAGAGUCCGUGCGCAGGUACCGGCGGAGGCGCUCCAGGUCCCCGGCUCGCCAGAGGAGCCAGUCGACAUCUGUGGAGAAAACUGCAGACAAGGAGUCCUUGCGCAGGUCCAGGCGGAGACGCUCCAGGUCGGCCGCUCGCCAGAGGAGCCAGUCCAAGUCCGUGGAGAAAGCAGCAGACAAGGAAUCCUCGCGCAGGUCCCGGAGCCGCCGCUCCAGGUCCUCCCAGCGCAGAUCCAAGAGAUACGACACAGACUCGCGCUCCAGGCGGAACCGCUCGCGCUCGGCGACGCGCAGGAGAGCGUCCAGGUCCCGCUCCAGCUCCCUGUCGCGCUCCAGGCACAGGAGGAGGAGCAGGUCGCGGUCGGCGUCGCGACGGCGGCGCUCCUUGUCCAGAGACAGGCGCAAGCGCUCGCAGAGAAACAGAUCGAGGUCUACGGACAGGAGGAGGAGAUCCGACUCCCGGGAGCGGCGGAUCUCGCUGCGGCUGCGCAGCAGGAGCCGCUCCCCGCUGCGGCAGCGGCGCUCGCGCUCGCGGGGCAGGAGGCGCAGCUCCAGCCGCUCCCCCAUCCGGCUGCGGCGCUCGCGCUCCUCGGGCCGGCGCCGCUACAGCCGAUCCCCCGACCGGCGCCGCUCCCGCUCCUCCGACUUCUCCAGCAGGUCCCCCAAGCGUCUCACAGACCUGGACAAGGCCCAGCUACUGGAAAUCGCCAAAGCCAACGCGGCCGCCAUGUGCGCGAAGUCUGGCGUGCCCCUGCCCCCCAGCCUGAUGCCUCUGCUGUCCCAGAAGAAGGAUGACAAAGCCAACCAGAAAUCCUCAAGGGACACCCUGAAGGAGCUCACUGAGAAAUGCAAGAAGAUUGCUCAGAGCACUGAUGAUGUGAUAGUGAACAAGCCUCAUGUUUCUGAUGAAGAGGAGGAAGAACGUCCUUUCUAUAACCAUCCUUUCAAGCUGAGUGAACCCAAACCUAUUUUCUUCAAUUUAAGUACUCCCAGCAUAAAACCAGCACCACCACCCCAACCAAAAAACCAGGUCAGCCUGUCCAAGGAAUUCCCUGUUUCCUCUGGCUCUCAGCAUAGGAAGAAGGAGGCAGACAGUGUGUAUGGAGAGUGGGUUCCCGUGGACAAGAACGGCAAGGACGACGGCAAGGACGACGUGUUCCCCAAGCCAGCCAUUGAGUGUGUGGACAUCACCACAGCCAUGAACGACAGAGCAGUGGCCCAGAAAAGGCUCAAUGAGAACUCCUUUGACCUGGAGGCCAUGUGCAUGCUGAACCGGGCACAGGAGCAGAUCGACGCCUGGGCUCAGUCCAACUCCAUCCCGGGGCAGUUCACGGGCAGCACGGGAGCGCAGAUCCUGUCCUCAGACGAGCUCACCAACAGCGGCCCCCAGGCCUGGAUCCGAAAGGAUCAGUUCUUAAGAGCAGCCCCUGUCACUGGAGGAAUGGGAGCUCAGCUGAUGAGGAAAAUGGGCUGGAGAGAAGGAGAAGGGCUUGGGAAGAACAAGGAAGGCAGUGUUGAGCCCAUCAUGGUGGAUUUUAAGACAGAUCGAAAAGGGCUUGUUGCUGUGGGAGAGAAGGCCCAGAAGAGGUCUGGCCAUUACGUGGUGAUGAAGGAUCUUUCAGGGAAGCACCCGGUGUCUGCGCUGAUGGAGAUCUGCAACAAGAGGAGGUGGACGCCCCCCGAGUUCGUGCUGGUGGAUGACAGUGGGCCUGAUCACCGCAAACAUUUCAUCUUCAAGGUGAGAGUCAAUGGCAAUGAGUACAGGCCCACCUUCGCCAGCCUUAACAAGAAGCACGCGAAGGCCACGGCGGCCACGGCGGCGCUGCAGGCCAUGGGACUGGUACCAAAGGAGAGCAUGGUCAACACCACCAUGUUCAGGAGUGCCUCACACCGCUGAGCUGGGCUCCAGGGACUCUGCUGGGGAGUUGUACUCUGCACAACUAAUGGUGUUUGCCCCUCUCACGUUGUAAAUACAUCGGCGAUUCCCACCUUGUAAAAACUGUACAGACAGCCACAGGUUUUUUUUCUUUUGUACCAUCCAAAUGUAUUUAAAUCAUACUUAGUUUUUGGUAUGUUUAUAUUGUUUACAUUAGUGAUGUAAUUAUUUCUUAAACGACUAAAUCAGACGACAGACUCUGGAGGCAUCAGAAACCCAAACCCUUGGCUGAAGCUCCUGCAGUUCCUCUCCUGCCAGAACGUUGACCCUUUGAUACAGUUUUGUAGUGGCUGCAGAAUUCCCUGGGCUGGGGGAGGUGCUGGGGACACCCUGGGGCUCUGCCCCGGUGCCAGCCACACCCCAGGACAGCAGGGACACAGAGAUUCAACCACAGCCCCUGCACCAGGAGGGGCCUGGGGCUGCUCUUCCCAACCAGUGAAUCCACUGCCUGAUGCUGAUCGUUCGGAUUUGUGGUUCAUGUGAAUUUUAAACUCUUUAACAAAAUCUACAGCUGGAUUUGGGGGGAGGGAGGGGGUAGAAUGACGCUUCAAUUGUUGUACCCAACUUGGUCAAUAAAGCAGCACAAGUUCAUAAUCUUCA